This is a messenger RNA of Paramecium tetraurelia, 306 nucleotides long. RefSeq lists its product as uncharacterized. The transcript is spliced from 2 exons. Lineage: Eukaryota; Ciliophora; Oligohymenophorea; Peniculida; Parameciidae. The record is from RefSeq and is a predicted model, not a curated record.
AUGUCGUAUCAGAUUGCGAGUGUUUAGGAUAAUUUAAUUGCCCUUGUGGAAAUAAAGAUGUACAUCUUUCCUUUUAAUUAGAUAUUGUAUGUGAUGAGAAGCGGAUAAGAUAGACUUAUGUUUAGAUUAAAUAACAAGGAGAAAGAAUAUAUAAAUGAACUUAAUAAGGAAUCAAAGUAAAAAAACUAAUUGCAAUUAAAACUCAAGCAAAUAAUUAAUAAUUUCAACAUCUUUCUGCUAAACCAAAAAAAUAUAAAUUUAAGAUUAUCAUUUUCAGUUGUAAAUAAUUUACACACCAAAUAAUGA